GGGAAAACGACCUCCGUUUCCUCUCUGUCUCUGAUCUGUCGCUCUCCCUUUUUCUUUCGCUAUCUCCAAAAUUUGAACAUCGACGCCGAUUCUCUCUGUUCCAGGAACAUACAAAGUUCUGUUCCUGCUUCUUCCCCUCUUCAACCUCUCGUUAAUACACUUUUCGCCGCCUGAUUUUGGAGCUUGCUUCCACAAUGAACGAUCUUCUUACGGAUUCCUUUGAGAUCCCUCGGGGUCAACCUUAUAGAGGAGGAGACAUUGAGCUAGGGGAUCUGGGCAUGGAGGAUUUCUUUAAGAAGGUUCAAGAUAUUGAAAAACAGAAUGAAAAGCUGGAUAGGUUACUGAGAAAGCUCCAGGAUUCACAUGAGGAGUCCAAAGCUGUGACUAAAGCUCCAGCAAUGAAAGCAAUCAAACAACGGAUGGAAAAGGAUGUCGACGAAGUUGGAAAAGUUGCACGUUCAGUAAAGACCAAAGUCGAGGAACUUGACAGAGAGAAUCUCGCAAAUAGGCAGAAGCUCGGGUGUGGAAAAGGAUCAGGCGUAGAUAGAUCAAGAACAGCUACUACUCUUGCCUUGAAAAAGAAGUUGAAAGACAAGAUGACUGAAUUCCAGAUUUUACGUGAAAAAAUUCAACAAGAGUACCGGGAGGUUGUUGAGAGACGGGUUUUCACAGUCACGGGUGCAAGGGCUGACGAGGAGACGAUCGAGAAAUUAAUUGAAACUGGGGAUAGUGAACAAAUUUUUCAGAAGGCAAUUCAAGAACAAGGGCGAGGACGGGUAAUGGACACUCUAGCUGAAAUUCAAGAGCGACACAGUGCAGUUAGAGAACUAGAGAGGAAGCUGCUCGAGCUACAGCAGGUAUUUCUAGACAUGGCGGUGUUGGUAGAUGCACAAGGGGAUAUGCUCGACAAUAUCGAAUCACAUGUCACAAGUGCAGUAGAUCAUGUGCAACAAGGGAAUACCGCUCUUCAAAAGGCGAAGAAGCUGCAAAAGAAUUCGAGGAAAUGGAUGUGCAUUGCCAUCAUAAUCCUUCUAAUCAUUGUUGUGGUCAUAGUAGUGGGAGUCCUUAAGCCAUGGAAUAAUGGUAAGGGUGCCUAAGUGCCCAUCAUCUCUCUGUAUAAAUAUAUCAUUUCAAGAGAUUUGUACCUUUGCCUGAACCUACCAUUUGUGUUGAUUUAUGUUAUCCAUUUUUGGAACAAA
This is a messenger RNA of Momordica charantia (bitter melon), 1199 nucleotides long. Its product is annotated as syntaxin-132. The record is from RefSeq and is a predicted model, not a curated record. Gene Ontology annotation, biological process: vesicle fusion; exocytosis; intracellular protein transport. NCBI's taxonomy places the organism in Eukaryota, Viridiplantae, Streptophyta, Magnoliopsida, Cucurbitales, Cucurbitaceae. Gene Ontology annotation, molecular function: SNARE binding; SNAP receptor activity. Gene Ontology annotation, cellular component: plasma membrane; SNARE complex; endomembrane system.